This is a messenger RNA of Lactuca saligna, 3575 nucleotides long. NCBI's taxonomy places the organism in Eukaryota, Viridiplantae, Streptophyta, Magnoliopsida, Asterales, Asteraceae. The record is from the annotation of a GenBank genome assembly.
AUGGAAGCUUUAAAGUCUUCGUUCCUAAACCCAAUACAGUUAAAUCCUCACCCUUCAAAUUAUCCCGUGCAUCUUAAUUCCUCAUCCAUUAUCUCAUGCUCGGUCUCACUAGACCCAUGGUCGCUGAGCGAUGGAAACAACAAUAACAAACCCAAACCCAAAUCAAAAAACCCUAAAAACCCUCUUUCAGACGACAACGCCCGACGCAUUAUCAAAGGGAAAGCCCGUUAUUUAAGCGCAUUGAGGCGCAACCAGGGUUCAAAAGCCCUCACACCCAAAUGGAUCAAGAGGUCCCCCGAGCAGAUGAUUCAAUAUCUGGAAGACGAUAGGAACGGCCAUCUCUAUGGUCGGCAUGUGGUGGCAGCCAUUCAGCGUGUGCGCAGCCUUUCAGGUUUGCCAGAUGGCUCUUACGACAUGAGGCAAGUCAUGGCUUCUUUCGUUACUAAGCUUACUUUUAGAGAGAUGUGUACUGUGUUGAAAGAGCAAAGGAGCUGGAGACAAGUCAGAGACUUUCUUGCUUGGAUGAAAUUACAGUUAACUUACCGACCUAGUGUUAUUGUGUAUACGCUUGUGCUUCGAGCUUAUGGACAAGCUGGAAAAAUAAAGCUUGCAGAAGAAACAUUCUUGGAAAUGCUUGAAAGUGGGUGUGAGCCAGAUGAGGUCGCUUGUGGAACUAUGCUGUGUGCAUAUGCUAAAUGGGGACGCCACAAGGCCAUGUUGUCAUUCUACUCUGCUGUUCAAGAAAGGGGUAUCCUCCUCUCUGUUGCAGUUUACAAUUUCAUGCUAUCUUCUUUGCAGAAGAAAUCUUUUCACCAAAGUGUCUCACAGAUUUGGGGACAGAUGAUAGCAACUGGUGUUUCCCCCAAUCAUUUUACAUAUACAGUUGUUAUCAACUCCUUGGUGAAAAUCGGUCUCACUGAUGAAGCUUUCAGGAGUUUUAAGGAGAUGAAGGCUAUGGGAUUUGUACCUGAGGAGGCUACUUAUAGCCUUCUUAUUACAGUAACUUCUAAAAAGGAGAAGGAAAAGGAAAAGGGUAUCCAAGAUGAAGCUUUAAGACUCUAUCAAGACAUGAGACAACAGAAAUUAGUCCCUAGUAACUUCACGUGUGCUUCGCUUCUAUCCCUGUAUUACAGAAGUGGAAAUUACUCUAAAGCUCUAUCUCUCUUCUCAGAAAUGGAAAGAUAUAAAGUGGUAGCAGAUGAAGUGAUAUAUGGUUUGCUUAUUAGGAUAUAUGGUAAGCUUGGUCUUUAUGAGGAUGCCAUGAAAACAUUUGAAGAGAUUGAGAAGUUGGGUCUGUUAAGUGAGGAUAAAACAUAUAUAACAAUGGCACAAGUCCAUCUGAAUGCUGGGAAUUGUGAAAAAGCACUGGAUGUAAUGGAGAAGAUGAGAUCUAAAAAGGUGAAAUUUUCGAGGUUUGCCAAUAUUGUUUUGUUGGAAUGCUACAUUAUGAAGAAGGAUGUAGAAGCUGCUGAAGUUACAUUGCAGUCUCUUUCAGAGACAGGUUUUCCGGAUUGUUCUUCUUGCAACAGCAUGCUGACUUUGUAUAUGAAACUUGGACUUACUGAGAAGGCGAAAGACUUCAUCACCCAGAUAAGAAAAAGACAAGUAAAAUUUGAUAAGGUGCUUCUUAAAGCAGUCGUGAAGGUAUAUUGCAAAGAAAACAUGGCAAGUGAUGCUGAGGAAAUGAUACAAGAGCUUAGCAGAAACAGUUUGUUUGAAGAUGAUGAUGACAGGUUCAUUCAAACCAUUUCAAUGGCUAUAAGUGGAGAGUUUACAAGACUUGAAGAAGCUGAUUCAGAUUCCUUAGACCCAAUGGUGUUUGAGCUGCUGCUGAGUCUUUGUGAAACUGCAAGUAAGAAGGAAGAAACACUACUGAAGCUGCUGUUGAAAACUGGUAAUGGCUUGUUAGCAGCCAGUCAACUGGUUAACAAUCUCAUCAAAGAAGGAUUGAGCUGGAAAGCAGAAAGUGUAUUUGAGGUGUUACUGAAGCUGGGUUGCAAGCCAGAGAUUUGUACAUGCACAUCUAUGAUAUAUUUAUAUGGGAAGCAAAAUGAAAUGGAGAGAGCCAAACACGUGUGUGAAGUGAUGGCAGCAGAAAAACGUUUGUACAGCUGUAUGAUUGAUGUGUUUGCCAAAUCUGGAAAAGUGGAUGAGGCAUACUUGUUUUACCAACAGGCAAAUAAAAAAGGUGAUGAUAUUGGUGAUGUUGCAAUCAGCAUGCUUGUGAAUGCUUUGGCAAGUCGUGGAAUGCAUCGUGAGGCAGGGAAUGUGAUUAAUGAUUGUUUGUGUAAGAAGAUGGAGCUUGAUACAGUGGCAUACAAUACCUUCAUAAAAGCGAUGCUAGAUGCUGGUAGGUUGAAAUUUGCUAGCAGCAUCUAUGAGAGAAUGCGUGCAAAUGGUGUUGCACCAUCGAUUCAAACAUUCAACACCAUGAUUACUGUGCAUGGGCGUAGUCGUGAUCUGGAUAAAGCCAUAGAGAUGUUCAACACUGCUGGAAGAGAGGGUGUGGCUCUGGAUGAGAAAGCCUACACCAACUUGAUAUGUUACUAUGGGAAGGCUGGUAGAACUGGUGAAGCAUCUAUCCUGUUUAAACAAAUGCAGAAAGAGGGAAUAAAACCCGGGAAGGUGAGCUACAAUAUUAUGAUGAAUGUGUAUGGGAGUGGGGGUGGGGGAUUCUACAAAGAAGCGGAAGAGUUAUUUAGGGAGAUGCAAAGAGACGGGUGGUCCCCCGACUCAUACACGUAUCUUGCCCUUGUUCGAGCUUAUGCAGCUGCCCACAAGUAUAUGGAAGCAGAGGAAGCCAUUGCUACUUUCAUGGACAAACAAACAUCAUCAUCAUGUGCUCCUCAUUAUAACGUAUUACUCUGUGCGUAUGCAAAAGCAGGAUUGGUGGGGGAAGCGGAGAGGCUUUUUAAUCAGCUGCUACUGGUCACAGGAUAUGAACCUGAUGUUGGGUGUUAUGGAACCAUGUUUAGAUUGUACUUGGACUAUGGAUAUGUGGAAAAAGGCAUUUCUUUGUUUGAAACCAUUACUGCUACUGCUACUGCUACUGCUACUGCUGGUGUAAAACACGACAGGUUCAUCAUGAGUGCAGCUGUGCAUUUCUACAGGUCAGCAGGCUUGGUAGCAAAGGCUGAAGCUGUUUUCAGUUGCAUCAAUAGUUUAGGCAUCCCUUUUCUCAACAAUCUUCAAAUUGGAUCCAAGCCAGAUUCAUUGAUCGAUUUGAAUUUGUAAUUGUAAAAUGUAAAAUGCAGUUUCUUCAUGUGUUUUGUUUUACCUGUACCUGUUUUUGUGAUUGUAAAACUGUACAGCUGGUUAAUAAGCAUCAUCAAGAAGAAGAUAUAUAGAUAGAAUUAGAAAGUAGCAUGAUUUUCUUAUAUACUAAUUAUUUGUUGUUAAAAUGGUGUAUUGUAACAGGGUUGUUCAAAAGCUUUGAAUUUUGGGUUUUUGGUCUGUGUGAUGGAUUCAAAAUCAGAUUGAUCGAAUUAGGUUCCGGACUGGCUUCUUGAUUGUGUGUGUGUGUGUGUCUCCUUUCACGUAAUGUUGUUGAUUCGGUGAUUAAUAAAAAGUACAAG